This is a messenger RNA of Pyrus x bretschneideri (Chinese white pear), 893 nucleotides long. Its product is annotated as 21 kDa protein. Gene Ontology annotation, biological process: negative regulation of catalytic activity. Bases 95 to 679 code for a protein of 194 amino acids. The transcript has a single exon. Gene Ontology annotation, molecular function: enzyme inhibitor activity. The record is from RefSeq and is a predicted model, not a curated record. Lineage: Eukaryota; Viridiplantae; Streptophyta; Magnoliopsida; Rosales; Rosaceae.
AGUACGCAUCCCCUCACACUCAUCUGAGUCAUCACCCAUUCACAGAUCUCAACCUUUCCCAUAUCCAGUCCCACUCCAACUCCAACUUUCUUCAAUGGCUAAAGCCUCAAUUAUCUUGCUUCUUCUCCCCAUUGUCUACUUUGUUUCCACAGCCAAAUCUUCAUCCACCACAACUCCUACGAACUUCAUCAGCGACUCAUGCAGCGCAACCACCUACCCAGAAGUCUGCGUCAAAUCCCUCUCUUCCUACGCCAGUUCAAUCAAACAAAACCCCCGCCGGCUGGCCCAGGCCGCCUUGUCCGUCAGCCUAACAAAAGCACAGAGCGCCAAAACAUUCGUGACCAGGUUGGCCAAGUUUAAGGGACUAAAAUCCAGGGAGUACGGAGCCAUCAAGGACUGCAUGGAGGAGAUAGGGGACACCGUGGAUAGGCUGAGCAAUUCCGUACAGGAGCUGAAGAACAUGGGGAAAUCCAAGGGUCAGGAUUUCUUGUGGCACAUGAGUAACGUGGAGACUUGGGUCAGUGCUGCUUUGACUGAUGAUAACACGUGUCUUGAUGGGUUCUCCGGGAAGACAUUGAACGGAAAGAUCAAGUCGGCCGUUAGAGCUCAGGUGCUUAAUGUUGCUCAGUGCACUAGUAAUGCACUCUCCUUGUGCAACCGGUUUGCGGGCAAGCACUGAUGAGCUGCUGAGUUUUUGCUUAUUUUGUUUUUGGUUUGGUUUUCUGAGAACUGUUUUGAUGAUGUUGUUUGGUUUCGAUGUAUAGUUGGUAUGUUCAGUAUGUUAUAUAGAUAUGAGGCAUAUAGUAUAUGCUCAAGUAUUCUGAAUCUCCCAUAUGUGAAGCUAUGUUGGCUGUUUUUUGGUAAUUGGUAAAUCUUUAUCUUUUGGAACUUAA